Messenger RNA from Penicillium waksmanii, 750 nucleotides. RefSeq lists its product as uncharacterized. Bases 1 to 750 code for a protein of 249 amino acids. Lineage: Eukaryota; Fungi; Ascomycota; Eurotiomycetes; Eurotiales; Aspergillaceae. The record is from RefSeq and is a predicted model, not a curated record. The transcript has a single exon.
AUGCUGGGCUGGGUUAUAAUUCCUCUCUACGAGGCAGCUGACGCCCUGCUCGACCAGUGUGGUUCAUUCAACUCUAUCCAAAAGCUCCGGUUGUCGAUGAUCAGAUAUCACGCCAGACAUGACUCCAAUGUCGUCAAAAGGAAGAUAUAUCAGAAUUUCCCAGAGCUCUGGAGCAUCGCAGUCUUUAACCUCAUCGAAUCCGAUUUACGCCUUCGAGAAUUGACCCAGAGAGAAGAGGUAAUUCGACAACAGUAUCAGGCUAUCAAAUUUCUAAGCCCCGAGAACCGACGGGAGGCGCACAUGAAAUACCCUCAGCUACUGGAUAGCAUUUCCAAAGAAUACUGGGAGGAAGAAAGAAGCUACUACUACUUAGAAGCUUCGCUUCUAAACGGGCCUGUGACGCGAGCCUAUUCCAAAAACCGUGAGAAUCCGAGAUGGUAUCUCCACAAGGAUCUUCGGAACGAUUGUGCUGGCAAGGGCGGAUGCUGUGGUCGGGGUUGUGGAUGUUGCGAGAAUCGCGAAAUCAUACCGGGAAGGAUGAAAGGGGUUGGUCACUGCACUUCGGAGUGUGGGUGUUGUAUUCAGAACCGUGACUUUGAGUUGACCCCAGAAGAAGAAGAAAAGCUGGUAAAAAUACGGUUCGAUACUUUGAAUGAUGAUAGGAAUCGGACUUACCGGCGUCGGCUUCUCGAAGCAUUUUUGAGUGGGGUUGAGUCUAAAAAGAAAGCAGCUCCUACUUGGAGAGGGUAA